AACAUGACGAACGUCAUGAAUGGUCAACUAAAAUCUAUUGAUGUGUAACUUCAGGUGGCAUCCUUCAUGUAUCCUGGUCCUCUGCUCCUUGUGCAGCCAGCAUCUGGGGAGCAAGUGCAAAAAAUGGUGGGUGCAUCAAAAAAGCUGCAAUAUUGGAGGCUUUAUGUUCUGUCGAUGGUGUUGGGAAUCGGUGGAUCCUUUCAGUAUGGGAUUCAGGUGUCUGUCAUUGCUUCUCCAGAAGUGCACGUUCAGAGUUUUGUGAACUACACAUGGAAGUUGAGGUACGGUGCUCCAGUGGACGACUCUGCCAACCAGCUCAUCUGGUCCUUCAUCGUGGCUGUGUUGAGUCUCGGUGCCUGGGCCGGGGCCAUUCACAGCGGCAGCCUUCCCGUCACUUAUGGCCGGAAAAAAGCCCUCUUAUUCAACAAUGUUGUGGCGAUUGUUGCUGCUCUGCUCAUGCUCUUCAGUCGCAUGGCCAAAUCCUUUGAGAUGAUUUUGCUGGGCAGAUUUCUCUAUGGAUAUAAUGUUGGUCUUGGCCUGAGUGUUCACCUCAUGUAUCUCGGGGAGAGUUCGCCAAAGAAACUCAGAGGUUUCCUGACUCUCACCAGCUCAAUCUUCAUCGGUUUUGGGAAAGUAACUGGUCAAAUAAUUGGCAUCAAGGAGAUGAUGGGAACAGAGGACAUGUGGCCGUAUCUCUUGGCUGUUAGCGGAAUUCCUGCCGUCCUGCAGUUUGUGAUGCUGCUUUUCUUCCCCGAGGCUCCUCGAUACCUUUACAUUGACAGAGGAGACACUGAAGGCUGCAGAAGAGCCUUGCAGUGGCUGUGGCAGGAGGAGGACUUAAAGCUGGAGUUGGAUGACAUGGAGAAGGAGAAAGAGAGCGCACAGGGAGAGAAGGUGAAGACUGUGAAGGACGUGUUGACCUCCCGCUGUGUGAGAUGGCAACUGCUGACUCUGGCCAUCCCCUGUGCUGGAGUUCAGUUCUGCGGCAUCAACGCCCUGUACUUCUAUGCCUUUGACAUCUUCCGCGAGUCGGGAGUGCCAAAUGACAAGAUGCAUUACUUGGCCAUUGGUAUCGGAGCAACAGAGUUAAUGGCAAUAACCCUGUGUUCUUUCUUGAUAGAUCGUGCCGGCAGAAAGAAACUGAUGGGGUAUGGCUAUCUCCUGAUGGGCAUCACAAUGUCUCUACUUACGGUCAUGCUGUCCAUCAAGGAUCUUAAUUCAUGGAUCCCAUAUGUGAACAUUGCCCUGAUCUUUUGUGUCAUCUGCAUUUAUGGACUUGGACCUUCCGGAGUGUCUAUGGCUCUACCCGCUGACCUUUUCCUACAAGCCUGGCGUCCUUCUGCUUAUGUGAUCAGUGGGACGAUCAACUGGCUCAGCAUGUUCCUUGUGGGGAUGUUAUUCGGCUACGUAGUGGAUGGACUUGGUCAAUUCUGCUUUCUGAUUUUUGUGGCUUACUCCAUUUUCAGUGCAGGAUUUAUGAUUCGUUUUGUCCCAGAGACCAAAGGAAAGACAAUGGUUGAGAUUAUGGAAGACUUCAACAAACUGAAUUACAAGAACAGUGGAAUUGACGUAGAAACAACUGAUAUCACUCUUUCAACAAAAUUUUAAUUUUGUUGUUUUUUUGGGGGGUGGGACAUAUUUUAUCAUUUGUAAUUUUUUCGCAGCAACCUUUGGUUAAGCCUUGUGUAUUUAAGAGAGGAACAUUUUCAUUAAUUGUGAAUUAUUCUACAGGAAGCACAUUUUAUUUGCUAACCAUCUAACCUGAGAACAUUUUCAAAUCUUUCAAUCUGACAGGUAGUUGGUUCAUUCACUGAAACACUAUUAGAUGAUGUGAUCUGUGCACAGUAUACUGCCAGAUGAAAGUCUGCCAGCAUUAUAUAUUUUUUUUUUCUUUUUUAUUUCUGGACACAGUCCAUAAUGUUUGUUUACAUAAAGACACAACAGCAGGUGAAUAGAGCUGCGUUGAAAACACUGGAGGCUUCAUACCACUUAAAUAUAAUAUUAUUAAAACAUAGAACAUUUGUUCUAUGUUACCCACAAAACUGUCUCUGCAUGUUCCCAUUAGAAGAAAAGACAAAUGUCUACAAAAUCAGUCGGUCAGUAAAUCUCAACAAUAUGUUAUGAGUUGGAAACGUUCAAUUGGUGUGAAGAUGUUUGUUUUGAAGUAUAUAAUCCCGGGGGAAAAAAAAUCUGGGCCAAAUGUUAGGAGCUUUUUCAAUUGCAGUUUAUUCGAUGCCCACAUCUCUGUACCAACGAGAGAGAUGAGAUUCAAGAACAGAGUACAAAAACAAAUAUCUAUAGAAAAGUUUGCUUAAAUCUAAAUAUGUCCAAAGACACAUGUAGCUCACACGUUUUAAGAGCAGUCUUGUUGAAUACGAUGAUAAAAUACCAAGUUAACAUAUUGUACAUUUUUGCGUGUGUUUUAAUAGAAAAGUGUCCUCACAAGUCACUCUGUACAAGUCUCAACCUUUAGAAAAGAGGAUCUUUUUUUAAUCCACUGCUGUGCACAAUCAGUAUUUGGAAGGCACUUUGCAACAGGCCAAAAGCAGAAAGCAAAACCAUUCAGGUCUAAAUGAUCAAUGAAAAGAUCUUUUUUUUUUAAAUUUUUUUUUUACUCUUGAGUACCAAACAUGGGUGAAACAAAAUCAUAAAUCCCUGUGAAGAAAACACUCUCCUUCCUGACGGCAUCUUCCACUUGAUAUCAAACUAUAAUCACAGAACAACCCUUAUUAACUUUGUAGUUGAACAUACUAGUGCAUGAGUGGAUCAAAAAAUAAGGACAAAAACACUUUGUCAAAGACGCAGGUCGUGCAGCUGGGCAGUGUGAGCGCUACCAGAGCACAGUGACAGCACAGUGAACUGCCACCAACCAGUGAUUGACAUUCAGUCUCCAGCUCAGCUCUCAUGCCAGAACAUGCAGUUCACACUUUCCAAUCAAAAUGGCCAUAACUUAACACCCCUCCAUAUAACCGACAAGAAAUAACACCAAAAGAAAAUCUAUAUAUGUACAGGACCACCACUGACAAACAUUGAUCAUAUUGGUUGGUUCAUAUAUAUAUAUAUAUAUAUAUUUAUAUUCAUAUAUAUAUCCAUAGACUGUGUUUAUGAAUGGUAUAUACACUCGAUACAAUCACAAUAAAACCAUAAAUAAUAUAGGAAUGUACUGAAUUUAACAGACGACAUUACUCACAAAUUAUAAUUAAACAGAAAGCAGGAGACAAACACACAGAUGCCACAGCUACACUCUUUUGACAGUACACACACACACACACACACACACACACACACACACACACACACACACACACACACACACACACACACACACA
Messenger RNA from Scophthalmus maximus (turbot), 3329 nucleotides. RefSeq names its product solute carrier family 2, facilitated glucose transporter member 11. Gene Ontology annotation, cellular component: membrane. The transcript is spliced from 12 exons. The record is from RefSeq and is a predicted model, not a curated record. Bases 67 to 1608 code for a protein of 513 amino acids. Lineage: Eukaryota; Metazoa; Chordata; Actinopteri; Pleuronectiformes; Scophthalmidae. Gene Ontology annotation, molecular function: hexose transmembrane transporter activity. Gene Ontology annotation, biological process: monosaccharide transmembrane transport.